Molecule: messenger RNA, 2050 nt
Organism: Linderina pennispora
Lineage: Eukaryota; Fungi; Kickxellomycota; Kickxellomycetes; Kickxellales; Kickxellaceae
Product: Clavaminate synthase-like protein
Exons: 1
Coding region: 80-2026 (648 amino acids)
Biological process (GO): regulation of transcription by RNA polymerase II; protein demethylation
Molecular function (GO): transcription coregulator activity; histone demethylase activity
Source: RefSeq, a predicted model, not a curated record
AUUGCAGACAAACUCAGUACUCUUCUUUUUGGCCCACCCCGGCUUAUACAUUCUAUACUCAAUUACUCCAGUUUCUAGCAUGUCUAGCAGCGAUUCAGAUGAGCCACAGGAAUGCAAACUAUGCUGCGAGGACGCGCCUAUUGAUUUGCCAGCAUACGAAACAUGGGUGAUGUGCGACAUCUGCUUGGAAUGGUACCAUGGGGUGUGUGUUGGGAUAUCUGCAUCUGAAUGCGAGCGUAUCGACAAGUACCAUUGCCACAAGUGCGUCGAGCAGCAUGGCCCCAGCUCAUACAAUGGCCCGGCUCUGCGCCGAUCUAACCGUAGCCACGCCAACGUUGAUUACACGAAGCUCAACGAUGGACAACCAGCGACGUUCAAUCAGUACUUGCUACGCAUUGACGCACAUGAAUUCGCUGAGGACGAGUUUGAACACCUGGAGAAUGGGCACACGGUUACAGCGGAUUGGAUUAGGCAUCGUGAUACCAACGAUCCAUUUAUUGUUGAUAAUCCUGAUGGCCUGAGAAUACAGAUGCCUGGACGAGAUACGACUGUGAAAGAUAUUGCGAGGAUUAUCGGAGAAGAGACAAGCGUCAGUGUCAUGGAUGUGCUGACGCAGGAGGAGCUCAGCGGGUGGACGCUGGGCGAGUGGGCGGAGUACUUUCAUAGCACCGAUAGGCGGCGUGUAUUGAACGUCAUCAGCUUAGAAGUGUCUGGUACGCCGCUGGGAGACAUGAUUCGGCGACCAGCAAUCGUCGACGAGCUUGAUUUGGUCGACAACUACUGGCCCGAAAAUAAGCGCAAGCCGAGCAAGUUUCCGAAGGUCAAAACAUACUGCCUGAUGAGCGUGGCCGAUGCUUAUACCGACUUCCAUAUUGACUUUAGCGCAACCUGGGUAUACUACCACGUGCUAUCAGGCGAAAAGGUGUUCUAUCUUGUACCGCCGUCGCCGUCGAAUAUACGCAAAUUCGAGAGCUGGAGCAAGUCGCCCGACCAGGCAGUCAGUUUCUUUGCCGAGCAUGUCAAGCAGUGCUUUGAGGUAAGAUUGGAGCCCGGCAAUACGCUGUUUAUUCCGGCAGGCUGGAUCCAUGCAGUCUUUACGCCAACCGAUACAGUUGUCAUAGGCGGCAAUUUUCUGGUCAUGCAGAGCCUCAACACGCACAUCGGUCUGUAUAAGCUCGAGGCACGCACAAAAGUGCCCACGCGCUACCGCUUCCCGUUUUUCCUCAAGCUGUGCCGGUAUCUGGUUGAGUCGUUGACAAAGACAUGGACCAAGCUGGAUUCCUCGUCAAAGGCGAAGUGGACGACUGAGGAGCUAGAAGGUGUGUUUGUGCUCGCAUCGUUCCUCAGCGACAAGCUUGUCGAUGAAUCCUGCGAUGACGAGAUUUCCAAGAUUGUUGGCGACAAGAUGGCGCUUCGCAAGUAUCUGGCAAGACUGCUAGAGUCGGUGGAGCCAGUGCUCAGCUCACGCAUGCUGCCAGAAGAGUGGACGAAUCGAGAGCCACAGUUGCGCGAGGGCAGCCAUUUCCGGUGGAUCCGGCCAGGAAUGUCGCGUGGCUCGCUGCUUCUGGCGACCCGGCCCAAGCGUUCGCGGAAUCCGAGUGUGGCUGAUGGCACCGACAAGUCUAUCGCCAAGAUCCGCUUAAAGAAUAAAGGGCUCGGCAAGCGUAGCAGAGCCUCGCGGCAUCGACUAAUGCGGCGAGUUGCCAGCAGCGGCACAGCAUCAGACACCGGCAAUGGCGAUGAGCUGGUAGCAGUAUUGGGCACGGGACAAGGCAAGGAUUCGGAAUCCAGCGACCACGAGGAGAGCGGCACAGAAGUCAGCGAUGAAGAGGAUUACUCAUCGUCGGCAUCCUCAGGCGCAGGCAGUUUUAUUGUCUCAUCGGACGACGACAGCCGGAACUCCAGAAAACGCAAAGCAAACACGACAAGCCAACGAGCCAGAUCGGUAAAAUCCAAGUUUGGGUCACUAGGCAGGGCAAAAAGUACGCGGCAGCGCAUAGCAGAGCGGCUAAAAAUGAAGUUUUAAGAUACAGAAUAAAGACCUAAAUCC